Molecule: messenger RNA, 3752 nt
Organism: Conger conger (European conger)
Lineage: Eukaryota; Metazoa; Chordata; Actinopteri; Anguilliformes; Congridae
Gene: rasip1
Product: Ras interacting protein 1
Exons: 16
Coding region: 407-3385 (992 amino acids)
Biological process (GO): signal transduction; angiogenesis; regulation of GTPase activity
Cellular component (GO): cell-cell junction
Molecular function (GO): GTPase binding
Source: RefSeq, a predicted model, not a curated record
AGGAACAAAUGAGUGAACACAAGGAAAAGACAUAGAUGGAGACAGCUGAUACAUAGACCUUGAAAAGCAAGCAAAGAUUUUUAUUAUAUUGGUUUUCAUAUAAAUAAGGAUAUAUUCCAAAGCGGAGCGAAAUAAGAGUGUGAAAGUGCAUGAAAGGACAAGAGAAAUUCAGAGCCAUUUUGAAAGUGAGGACCAUGAUCUGAGGAAUAAAAUGUCUAAGCAAUAAAAUGAGCUUCUUUUCUUGGAAAAAACUAAAGAUACAUUAUUAAACAAGCAGAAAAUAGCUUGUGUGCUUAAGAUAAUUCGUGCUUCGACAGACAUAAAUAAACAUAACAGACAUAAGUUACUAGCUGCUGAAGGAUUUUGGUAAAAAAGCCAGAUAUUGAAAAAGAAAAAACAAUUGUGGAUGGAGGGGUCCGAGAGCCCUCGCUUCAGGAAGCUACAUUUCCCUGUGGGUCUGUGGAUAAAUUCUCCCCGAAAACACUUUGCCAAACUGGGGGCUCGUUGGCCCAGCGCAGUGUCUGUAAAAUCAACCACCAGCUCAGAUGCUGCUUCUCUGCACGAGGCUCCCUCUGCUCCUUUAUCCUCCCUCUCUCUCUCCACCCCUUCUCUGGCUCCCCCCUCCCCUUCCCCUUCUCCCUUCCUCCGCCCCCGUCCUGCUGCCCCUCAGUCCCGUGCCAAACGCCUGUCGCACCUCUUCCUAAGGGGCAGGUCGAACAGUGACCGCGACCGGGCGGUCGGGGAGAGGGAGGUUUGGGCACACUCCUCUGCAUCUUCCUCCCACCACUACCUGCCUCCUGCCUCCUCCACUGCCCCAGGGCUCAUUAAGAUCUAUGGAGAUGCCCUCUCCAGUGGGGCCAACUACAGGAGCCUGCUGGCCAACAUCCACUCCACCGCCCACCAGCUCAUCUCGCAGGUCAUCACCCGUUACACUGAAAGAGAAAGGGAGGGAGAGAGUGAGGAUGGGGCUUUCCACAAACCCAGCCCUGAUGAGUUCCUCCUGUGUGAUGUCAUUGGGAAACCCACCGUACAGCCCGACGGGGCCGUCCAAUGGGAGACAGAGUGUCGGAGGGGUGUGGCCUCGUGGGAACGCCCCCUGCUUCUGAUUGACAUGUGGAAGCCAAAGGAGGGGUUUGAGCGACGUUUCGAGAUCCAGAGAAAGGACGACUAUGAGAGGGAAGAGAGGACAAAAGAGAGGGAACGAAAGAGAGAUGGGGAGAAUCACGCAGUGCCGUGGAGGCGGAGCCGCAUGUCGUCGGGUGGAGGAACAGAAGAGACGGAGCGUGGCCACCGGGCGAGGAACUCGGAGCUACGGAGGAGCAUCAGCGACAUGAACCUGAGUCUGCGCCGUCGCCAGGGGCAACACGCCGGCAAUGACAACCGCCGCCCCAGCAACCCCACCAGCACCGGCAACAGUGGAGGGGCCCAAGAUAGAAAGAACAUCAUAAGCAUGAUAGCAACAGAUUCAGGAGAGGUGACGGGGUCAAAGGUCGGAGUUGAAAGGGACAGGAGACCCCAAAGGCAUGAGGAGGAGAAUGAUGCUUGUGACCUGGAAGUGAUGUCACAGAGCCUGAUUCUUCCGCCCACGGACCGCCCUUACUUCCUGCUGCUGCAGGGAUACGACCAAAGCAAGGACUUUGUGCUGUACAUCAUGACUGGCCAUACACAUGUCUUUGGGAGGAAGCCCUUGCCAAGGGACAGAGAGAAGGACAGAGAGAGAGAGAGGAAGGGGAGGAAGCAGCUGAAAGUAGAUACCUUCCUUUCAGCCCCUGACCUACUUAUCCGUCACCUACUGGUCAGGAGAGAUGCUGCCCUGCCUGGUCAAGAUGCCAAACACGCUCUCGUGCGGCCCUUCCGAGGCGGUGCCGUCAGUCACAACGGGGUGGCGCUGUACAGGGAGGCCGAGCUCAAGCCGGGAGACCUGCUAGGUUUGGGAGGCCACUUCCUCUUCCUUUAUCGCGACCCCCGCGUGACCCCCAGCCCGGCGCCUGCCUUGCCUUUCCCGUGGCAGCAGGAUUCCUCGACACCCUGCUGCCCGGGGAGUGUGGUGGACAGACAGGAGGUUCUGCGCCAGUACCUCGGGUCCACUGACGCUGUGCUGAAGUUUCACCCCAGACACGGCGAUGCCCUGCUGCAGGAGAUCAUGUCAAAGAACUCCUCUCCUGAUGCAGGGUGUGGGCCUCUAGCGCCUGCGUACCUCCUGUCCGUUAUGAUCGACUACGCCUCCAAACACCUGGAUCCUGCACUCAUUCCUCAGCUACUGCUAAAAUCAGCCAAUCAAAUCAAAGCUACAGUCUGGGAAAACAUUAAAGAAUUUGGGGAGAAGCAUCCCACACAAAAUCCUACCGAUCAGGAAGGGGAAGUGAGCACACCAACCAUACAGAAGGUGUCUUCUGACCUUCGACCGCUGAUGUUCUGGAUGUCCAAUGCCACAGAACUUCUAAACUUCUUCCAGGUCAAAGUAGAGGCCAUGGAGAAAGAAUGGGAAUUUGAGGCUCCAGGUGACCCUGUUUUGUCAGCUGACAUGGAUACCUGCUCUGAAGCCCUGGCGCAACUUGAUGAUGUCAUAAUGCACACCUUCCAGCAGUGUGUGUACCACUUGACUAAGACACUGUAUUCCCUCCUUCCAGCUCUGUUGGACACAAACCCGUUCUCCAGUGAAGAGAAGGGGAAGGACGCAGAUGAGGUAAAGGAGGAGGGAGGGAGUGAGGGUGGUGGAGAAGAGCGGGAAGAUGAUGCGUCUUCUCUCCCUCCCACUGUCGCCGGUCUGGUGGAUGUGUACCGGCGCUCCCUCGCGCUCUCCCGAGAGGCUUGCCUCUCCCCUCCGCUCACCUCCCAGACGUUUGGAUAUCUCUUCUUCUUCACCAACACCUCCCUGCUCAACACUCUGCUGGAGAGAGAUGGGUUGUUCUCCUGGUCGCGGGCAGUUCAGAUUCGCACAAACCUGGACCUGGUCCUUGACUGGCUGCAGGGUGCGGGAUUAGGUGACAUCGCUUCUGAAUUCCUGAAAAAGCUGUCGAUCACUGUCAACUUCUUAUGCAUCCCAAAGACCCGCCUCAUCCAGUCGUCUUGGUCUGGACUGCAGGAAGACUAUGCCUUACUAAGCCCCUCCCAGCUCCAUCAUCUUCUGACACAUUAUAAACUGGGACCUGCUAGAGCCCCGCCCACUUCCUGGGCCCCACCCCCUGAGACAGAACUUGGUGGAGAUAUUUUUGAAAGCUUCCUGGAUCAUCCCCCUCUAAUCUUGCCCAAUGAGACACCUCGACUGGACCUUACUCAGCCAAUUCCGAGUCCUGAACUUCAACAGGAAGUGACACGCCUGCGCAGUUUCCUGUGGGGACUUGAUCAGGAUGAGCUUCCAGCCAAUCAAAGGACAAGGCUAUAAGACAAUUAUCCAGCACUGAUAGGCAUAGCAGUUGACUGAAUUGAGGAAGGGAGAACAUUAUUUUUGAAGGCUCGUGCCAGUAGUAAAAAUAUGUUUUCAUUUCAGGAGUGAUAUUUGUUAUUCAGACAGGACUCUCUUAAAAUGCAUAAUAUUUUCACAUGAAAAGAAGAGAAAGAGAAAAUAAUAUAAUAUGAAAAAGAUACUUAAACUGAAAAAAAUAUGAACUGCUUUGGACAUGAUUGUGAAAUGUUAACAGUAUCUAGACCUAUAUAUAGCCCACUGUUAAUAAAUAAACACACUUUAUUUUGAUUGUAUUUCACUCACUUGUGAAUUUACUUACACAGAAUGAAUAAAAAUGUAUUAUUAA